This is a messenger RNA of Solanum dulcamara, 2577 nucleotides long. RefSeq names its product calcium-dependent protein kinase 32-like. Gene Ontology annotation, biological process: intracellular signal transduction; protein autophosphorylation; peptidyl-serine phosphorylation. The transcript is spliced from 8 exons. The coding region runs from base 663 to 2237 and encodes 524 amino acids. NCBI's taxonomy places the organism in Eukaryota, Viridiplantae, Streptophyta, Magnoliopsida, Solanales, Solanaceae. The record is from RefSeq and is a predicted model, not a curated record. Gene Ontology annotation, molecular function: calcium-dependent protein serine/threonine kinase activity; ATP binding; calmodulin binding. Gene Ontology annotation, cellular component: nucleus; cytoplasm.
UGAUUUUGGACAAUUUGGGAAAACAAGAAGAGGUCAAAAAAAAUACACAUUCACAAGAGUAAUGUUGCAGCCCCAGUAAGGGAAGUUUCCAUGAAAGCAAUUUUGACCUUUGCUUCUCUCGCUGCUCUUCUCUUGUUUAUAAUAUAAAUUGGGUUUCUUCACGCGUUAAAUUUCUGUUCAGAUCCACUUUUUCAUUUACAUAAACACUUCGAUUUUCAUUUCUUAAGAUCACCCUUUUACAAAAACCUCUGGGUUUAUUGUUCUUUUUUUACCUCAAAAGUUUGAAAAUCAAAUUGGGUUUUGUGAGAUCUGAGAUUUUUCUUAGGUAGUAUUGGAGUUUUCAAGGAUUUAAGCUAACCCACUUGCUUGUUUUCUUGAUUUCCUGGAUAAAUCAUUUAUAAAAAUUGGAUCUUGGUUGAAGUUUGACUUAGUGUAUAGUUGGAAUCUUGAAAACCCCUUUUGGGAGUGAAAAUUGCUGCUCUAGCUGUGAAAGUUAAGAUUUUGUUGUAUUGAUUUGGUGGAGAAAACUACGAUUUUGAGACCCUUUUAGUUUUAGGUGAGAAUUGAAGCUUUCUGUUGUAUUAGUUUGUUGGGAAAGUUAAGAUCUUGAGACCCUUUUAGCUGAAAGUAUUGAAGAACUUGGGUUUUGAGGAUCUGCUUCAAUGGGUAAUUGUUGUGCAGUGCCAAAAACUUCAGAGACAGAGGAGAAGAAAAGGGGGAAGAAUAAGCCAAAUCCAUUUUCUGUCGAUUAUGCUCAUGGAAAUGGACAUAAGUCCUAUGUGUUGGAUAAUCCAACUGGGCCUGAUAUCGAGGCAACGUAUGAGCUAGGGCGUGAGCUUGGCCGAGGUGAAUUUGGGGUUACAUAUUUGUCUACUGACAAAGUAACUGGAGAUGUGUAUGCUUGUAAAUCAAUAUCAAAGAAGAAGCUUAGGACUCGAGUGGAUAUCGAGGAUGUAAGGAGAGAAGUUGAGAUCAUGAAACAUUUGCCUAAGCAUCCUAAUAUUGUCACUUUAAAGGAUACUUAUGAGGAUGAUAAUGCAGUCCAUAUAGUUAUGGAGCUGUGUGAGGGUGGUGAGCUAUUUGAUCGGAUUGUUGCAAGGGGGCAUUAUACUGAGAGGGCAGCGGCUGCUGUGACUCGCACAAUUGUUGAAGUGAUUCAGAUGUGCCAUAAGCAUGGAGUCAUGCAUCGUGACCUCAAACCUGAAAACUUCUUGUUUGAAAACAAGAAAGAGACAGCACCAUUGAAGGCAAUUGAUUUUGGUCUCUCAGUAUUCUUUAAGCCUGGCGAGAGAUUUAACGAAAUUGUGGGAAGUCCUUACUACAUGGCUCCUGAGGUGCUGAAGAGAGACUAUGGUCCAGAAGUAGAUGUCUGGAGUGCUGGAGUAAUUCUCUACAUCUUGCUGUGUGGUGUUCCACCAUUUUGGGCAGAAACUGAACAAGGAGUUGCUCAAGCGAUCAUUCGUUCUGUUGUGAAUUUUAAAAGGGACCCUUGGCCUAAGGUUUCCGACAAUGCAAAAGACCUUGUGAAGAAGAUGCUUAACCCUGACCCUAGCAAGAGGCUUACUGCUCAAGAAGUUCUAGAUCAUCCCUGGAUACAAAAUGCAAAGAAGGCUCCAAAUGUUUCUUUGGGUGAAACAGUGAAAGCAAGGCUCAAACAAUUCUCUAUGAUGAACAAGCUAAAGAAAAGAGCUUUAAGGGUGAUUGCUGAGCAUUUGACGGUAGACGAAGUGGCUGGAAUAAAGGAGGGAUUCCAAUUGAUGGAUAUAGGUAACAAAGGGAAGAUUGACAUUAACGAGUUGAGAGUUGGGUUGCUGAAACUUGGCCAUCAAAUUCCCGAAUCUGAUGUACAAAUUCUUAUGGAUGUUGGUGAUGUUGAUAAAGAUGGAUUUUUGGACUACGGAGAGUUUGUAGCAAUUUCAGUCCAUCUAAGAAAGAUGGCAAAUGAGGAGCACCUGAAGAAGGCGUUUGAUUUUUUUGAUAAGAACCAAAAUGGAUAUAUAGAGAUUGAGGAAUUAAGGGAGGCCUUAGAUGACGAGAUUGAAACCAACAGCGAAGAAGUUAUCAAUGCUAUUAUGCAAGAUGUAGACACUGACAAGGACGGACGGAUAAGUUACGAUGAAUUCUCUACAAUGAUGAAGGCUGGAACAGAUUGGAGGAAGGCGUCAAGACAGUAUUCACGAGAACGAUAUAAUAGUCUCAGUUUGAAACUAAUGAAGGAUGGAUCCUUACAAAGCUAGUUAAGUAAAGCCAGAAUAUGACCAUCUCGAGGACUAGAACUCAGCUUUUGGCUUUCUUAAUUCGUCUCUUCUUUCCUGUUCAACUAUCCAUUAUUUUCUUAGUCUCUGUUAUUUUUCUUCUGGGGGUGGAUCAAUUAACUUGGGGACUACAACAUUCAUGUGUUCUUUGAGUUGUAAUCAUGUUGUGUUUUUUUUUCUUUCUUUUUCGUUUGGACGAUCUGAGGAAAUAUGUGAAGGAUGGAAAGGUGAUUAUUGUGGUUGUAUAUAGGUUGGCAUCGUAUGCUUCAAUUGUUCAGUUAUGUAAACCAAUUAUUUAAUGAUAGAACAUUUCAGAUUCAAA